Messenger RNA from Globicephala melas (long-finned pilot whale), 1126 nucleotides. RefSeq names its product programmed cell death 6 (gene PDCD6). The record is from RefSeq and is a predicted model, not a curated record. Gene Ontology annotation, molecular function: calcium ion binding. Lineage: Eukaryota; Metazoa; Chordata; Mammalia; Artiodactyla; Delphinidae.
GCCCCGGUCUAGGCGUAGGCGGAAGUGAAGCCGCCCGGAGCCGUCCGUGUCCCAGGAGCGCUUCAGCCCAGUCGCGCCUCGGCCCAUGGCCGCCUACCCGUACCGCCCGGGCCCCGGGGCUGGCCCUUCCGCGGGCGCCGCGCUGCCGGACCAGAGCUUCCUGUGGAACGUCUUCCAGAGGGUUGACAAAGACAGGAGCGGUGUGAUAUCGGACAACGAGCUCCAACAAGCGCUAUCCAAUGGCACCUGGACUCCGUUUAAUCCAGUGACUGUCCGGUCAAUCAUAUCCAUGUUUGACAGAGAGAACAAGGCCGGCGUGAACUUCAGCGAGUUCACCGGCGUCUGGAAGUACAUCACGGACUGGCAGAACGUCUUCCGCACCUACGACAGGGACAACUCGGGCAUGAUCGACAAGAACGAGCUCAAGCAAGCCCUCUCAGGUUUUGGGUACCGGCUCUCUGACCAGUUUCACGACACCCUCAUUCGGAAGUUCGACAGACAAGGACGGGGGCAGAUCGCCUUUGACGACUUCAUCCAGGGCUGCAUCGUCUUGCAGAGGUUGACAGAUAUAUUCAGACGCUAUGACACGGACCAGGACGGCUGGAUUCAGGUGUCGUAUGAGCAGUAUCUUUCCAUGGUCUUCAGCAUCGUAUGACACUCGUCUCCUGCGGAUACUGACGGGACUUACGGAAGAAAAGACUGAAAAUGCCAAAUCUCUUACCUGUAAUGAAAUGGUACACAGAUGAGUUAGAUACUGUUCCUCCUUUAAAUUUUGUAUGAUUACCAUUUGGGGACCCAACUGUACAUAUGUGGAUAAGCUGGUUAAUGUUUUGCAAUUGUAACAGUAGUUAUAUCGUUACUUAGAUACAUACAUUUGAUUUGAGGCUGUUUAAUUGUGCCAUGAGGUACGAUACAAUGAUGUUACAGGUACUCAGCUUGCAAAAAACUCAUCAUGUGCUUUUCUAGAUAGCUCCAGUUCUAGAGUGGAAAUACUUUAUUAGCCAAUAGGAAUUUUAAAUCAUACGGAACUUGCACAGAAGGCUGCUCACGUGCCUUACUUUUUAAAGGGGUUUAUUGUAUUCAUUUGAAUGUGCAGCAUGAGCAAUAAAGCACAUGUGCCCUUGUC